This is a messenger RNA of Carya illinoinensis, 1161 nucleotides long. RefSeq names its product flavonoid 3',5'-hydroxylase CYP75B138-like. The record is from RefSeq and is a predicted model, not a curated record. NCBI's taxonomy places the organism in Eukaryota, Viridiplantae, Streptophyta, Magnoliopsida, Fagales, Juglandaceae. Bases 1 to 1161 code for a protein of 386 amino acids. Gene Ontology annotation, molecular function: iron ion binding; heme binding; oxidoreductase activity, acting on paired donors, with incorporation or reduction of molecular oxygen. The transcript is spliced from 2 exons.
AUGUUGCGGAAGAUAUUGGUAAGAGAGAUGUUAAGUCCAACAAAUCUUGAUAGUACAUUCGCUUUACGAAGAGAAGAGGUAAGGAACACUAUUAGAAAUGUGUAUGACAAAGAAGGCUCCCCUAUAGAUUUAGGGGACCUAGUAUUUAUAAUUGUGAUAAAUGCCAUCAUGAACAUGUUGUGGGGUGGCACGCUACGUGGAGAGGAAUGGGCUAAGUUUGGAGCAGAGUUUAAGCAUAUCUUUGUAGAAUUAUUGAUGAUUCUCGGAAAACCAAAUGUUUCAGACUUUUUCCCAGCUUUAGCAAGUUUUGAUUUACAAUGGAUCAAAAGGAAAGCAAAGAGAAUUUUUGAAACCAUUGAUGGAGUACUUGAUUAUGCCAUGGACAAACAGAUCAAGAGUUUAGCCAAAGCCAAAAAAGAGAGAACGACAAAGACAGGACGAAUGGACUUUUUGCAAGUUCUCUUGGAACUAAGGGAGCAGGACGAUAGUACACCAUCAAUGAGCAUGACCCAACUCAAGGCCGUGGUUUUGGACAUAGUGGUGGCUGGAUCUGACACCACAACAACUAUGUCGGAAUGGGUGAUGGCAAGGCUAUUAAAGCAUCCAGAUAUAAUGAGAAAGGUCACUGAAAAAUUAACAGAAAUUGUGGAGUUGGACAACUUAGUUGAAGAAUCUCAUUUACGCAAAUUACAUUAUUUAGAAGCAGUUAUUAAAGAGACGUUCCGUUUACACCCACCUGGUCCUUUCCUAUUGCUUCGUUCUCCAAGUGAAUCUAACAUCAUUGGAGGGUACCAUGUACCCAAAGGUUCUAGUAUUUUCCUCCAUGCUUGGGCUAUACAAAGGGAUCAAAAGUAUUGGGACAAUCCAUUGGAAUUUAAACAUGAGAGAUUUCUAAAUAAUGCUUAUGGUAGAUUUGAUUAUUCGGGCAAUAAUCUUAAGUAUUUUCCAUUUGGGUUAGGGAGAAGAAUAUGCACAAGGCUUAAACUAGGGGAGAGGACACUCAAAUACAUCUUGGCGUCAUUUUUGCAUUCCUAUGAGUGGAAAUUGCCACAAGGUUCAGAGAUAGAAUUUUUUGACAUUUUCAGUGUUGUUACCAAGAAGAAGAAUCCAACCAUUGCAAUUCCAACUCCAAGGUUAUCCAAGUUUGAGCUCUAUACAUGA